AUGUGCGGUGGUGCGAUCCUCGCCGAGCUCAUACCGAGCACGCCGGCGCGCCGCAUCACGCCGGGCCACCUCUGGCCCGCGGCCAAGCAGCAGAGGGCCGACGACUUCGAGGCCGCAUUCCGGGAGUUCGACGGGGACUCCGACGAGGUGCAGAGCAAGCCGCUCGGGAAGCUGAGGAGGCAGCAGGAGGAGCUGCUGGCCGCGCCGGCGCCGAGCAGGGCCUCCGCUGAGGCGCCCGCAGUCGCCUACGACGCCGCCGCGCGCGACAUCCGCGGGCCCAGGGCCAAGCUCAACUUCCCCUCGCCCGCCGACGCCGCUCCUGCCGCCGGGCGCAAGCACGCCCGCGCCGCCGAGUUCGUCGACCUCGUCGCCGACGAAGAGGACGGCCAGCAGCGCUGCGCGGCGUCCGGCGUCAAACACGAGAGCGAGACCUCCGAGUCCGGCGGCGCCCUCCCGGACUUCUCUUGGCAGGGCGUGUCGGCGUACGACGAGUCCCCCGCCCCGGUGGCCGUCGAGGUCAAGGCCGGCGGGGCGGGGAAAGCUGCAACCAAACAAUAA
Molecule: messenger RNA, 558 nt
Organism: Panicum virgatum (switchgrass)
Lineage: Eukaryota; Viridiplantae; Streptophyta; Magnoliopsida; Poales; Poaceae
Exons: 3
Coding region: 1-558 (185 amino acids)
Biological process (GO): regulation of DNA-templated transcription
Molecular function (GO): DNA-binding transcription factor activity
Source: RefSeq, a predicted model, not a curated record